AUGGCGAUGGCGGCAGAGCAGCACCAUUCGCCUGCUUGGUUGGGCCACCCUGCCGAUCCGACUCGCAUGAGCAACGGAUACGAACCUGCGACAUCAGGAAUGCUACCGUCGGAAGAUAUCAGCGACAUGUUCUUUCCUCAUUCGCUGGACUCCGGCAGUGGGCACAUGGGGUCGGCCUACUACCCGUCCUCGGCUAGGGCCAUGCACAGUUACAGAUCUGCCCACGUGCCCAGCUCCUCCCAAAUGUGCGCCCCGCACUUCCACAGCCCCUUGCACCCAUGGAUUCCAGACCGGACCAAGUCCAUGGUGCCACAUGCCCACUCAGGCUGGAUGGGCUCAACAUUCGGCCCCAGCAAGUCCCUGGCUCACCCAGGCUCGCAUGCGUCACUUCUGGUUCAUCCCGCCACGUCGUCGGCAAUCGUCACAUCAUCAUCCUUUUCCUUCCCCCCUACACCGCCUAAAGACGUUACCCCGGAGACGAAUAACAACAUCAGUAGUAACAACAACAACAACAACAGUGUGAAUAGUGGUAGUGGCAGUUCCACGAACAACAACAACAAUACGAGUUCUUCUAAUGUAGGUGGUCUUAUGAACAGCGGGGAGGGAUAUAGUCUCGUGGACUACAAGCCUCCUGGUUCAUCCCUCAAACUGGAAUCCUCCAUGACUACCGACGGCAUCCCCUCUUUCUUGGCACCUCAUGGGCACCACGCCACGUCAGGACACACCGCCCACCCGGUGGCCACCUACCCGUCUUACAUGGGUAGCGACCACUACAGCAGUGGUGCGCUGGGGUUCCACACUGGCAGCGUGUUCAAGUCGUCAUCCUCGUCCUCAUCGUUGUCUAACAGACCAAGGGCUAAAACCAGAUCAAGUACGGAAGGUCGUGAGUGUGUCAACUGUGGGGCAACCUCGACGCCGCUGUGGAGGAGGGAUGGCACAGGACACUACCUGUGUAACGCUUGCGGCCUCUACCACAAGAUGAACGGUUCCAACCGGCCGCUGAUCAAACCCAAGCGCAGACUGAGCGCAGCCCGCCGGGCGGGAACCACGUGUGCCAACUGCGGUACCGGCACCACGACUCUGUGGAGGAGAAACCCUAACGGUGACCCAGUUUGUAAC
Messenger RNA from Candidula unifasciata, 1119 nucleotides. The record is from the annotation of a GenBank genome assembly. Lineage: Eukaryota; Metazoa; Mollusca; Gastropoda; Stylommatophora; Geomitridae.